Moneuplotes crassus is the source of this 953-nucleotide messenger RNA. The record is from the annotation of a GenBank genome assembly. Lineage: Eukaryota; Ciliophora; Spirotrichea; Euplotida; Euplotidae.
CAGAAAGAGAAUAAUCUGAACAAAGUUAAGUACUACCAAAUGAAGGUAUUUUAUGCAAAACACUUAGGCUGUACGAAAUAAAUAAAAAAUUAGACGAACUCGCUAUGAUAAAUGAGCUCCAACUGUUUAAAGGAUCUAAGAACAUAGUUAAUUACAACAACACACAAAAGAUGCAAAAGAACAAAACGGUGUUUAAUAUCAUCAAAAGACACAAAUAAAGAAGUUGCUCAGAGAUCUUAUGACAAAAUUAAAAGAACAAUGAAAAUUGUAGGUAUAGAAGUAGAACUUGAUGAGCAUAACAGAGUUAUUCUAAGCAAAUCUAAGAGCCAAAGAUGAAUAAAAUCGAAGAAGUCACACAAGCUUCAUUCCAUACUUGACCUCAUUUCAGAUAAACAUAAAGGUAAAUAAUUUCUGUAAUUUUAGAAAAUAAAGAUGGCAUUAUUGAUGAUCUCAAAUUGUUUGUAUUCAAUAAAACAGUAUGGAAUUCAUCAGAGAAGUUAGAAAGAAUGAAAAUUGAAACAAAAUAGAUCUACUAAGAUGGAGAAAAUACAAUCUCUCCCUCUUGGAAAGUUUCGAAACCCAAACAUUCAUCACAAAAGCCAAAACGAAUAUAUCUCAAACUAUCGUAAAACACGUGACACUGUCAAAGAAAGGAUGCUUCUAUGUAAAGAGAUCAAUAAAAUAGUAAAACGCAAAUAAAAACCCCGCUCGAAACAUCAAUGUUCUAACCCACGGCCUGCUUCCCCCACCUAGUCACCUAAAGUACACCCAAACCACCACUCCUUCAGCUUCAAAAUCCAAGUAUCUCCAAAAGGUCCACUUUAAGCAACCAACUCACAACACAAUAAAGACCACGAAAUUGAGAAGUUGGUUAAAAUCAAUUAAAAUAUUGAGAGCUUCGCACAAAGAAACCUUUAUCCGAGUUAAGUCCUUAUCAAUCAACAUUUAAAAGA